Messenger RNA from Salvia splendens (bonfire salvia), 1426 nucleotides. Its product is annotated as homeobox protein knotted-1-like LET12. The transcript is spliced from 6 exons. Gene Ontology annotation, molecular function: DNA binding. Gene Ontology annotation, cellular component: nucleus. Lineage: Eukaryota; Viridiplantae; Streptophyta; Magnoliopsida; Lamiales; Lamiaceae. Bases 119 to 1072 code for a protein of 317 amino acids. The record is from RefSeq and is a predicted model, not a curated record. Gene Ontology annotation, biological process: regulation of DNA-templated transcription.
UCUGCUAUCUACACUUGUAACCCAAAUUCAACUCUCUCUCUCUUUUUCUCAAAACAUUAAUAGCAGAGAGAGAAGGAAGAAGGAAGAAGGAAGAAGGAAGAAGGAAGACACAUCAGCCAUGGCAUUUGAGCAGCAGGACCACCUCUCCCAGGAAAUGCCCCUCUACUCAGACCACAACCACCCCUCCGCCCUCUUCGACGACAAACCCCCCACCUUCAACACCAAUUCCAAUUCCAAUUGGGAGAAGGACAAGUGCAAGGCCGACAUCCUGACCCACCCCUUGUACGACCAGCUUCUCUCCGCACACGUCUCCUGCCUCCGGAUUGCCACCCCCGUUGACCAGCUCCCCAGAAUCGACGCUCAGCUCGCCCACUCUCAGGAGCUCGUCUCUAAAUAUUCCGUCCUCGCCCACCACCCUCUCGAUCACAAAGACCUCGACAAUUUCAUGACACAUUAUGUCCUAUUGUUAUCCUCCUUUAAAGAACAACUGCAACAACAUGUCCGAGUUCAUGCUAUGGAAGCCGUCAUGGCAUGUUGGGAGCUUGAGCAAUCGCUGCAAAGCCUGACAGGUGUAGCACCAGGAGAAGGUUCAGGAGCAACCAUGUCUGACGAUGAUGAGGACCAGGCUGAUAGUGAGGCUAACUUAUUCGAUGAAAGCCUCGAUGGUGGAGACAACAUGGGAUUUGGUCCCCUGGUACCAACUGAAACUGAGAGAUCCCUCAUGGAGCGCGUGAGGCAAGAGUUAAAGCACGAGCUGAAACAGGAUUACAAGGAGAAGAUUUUGGAUAUCAGAGAAGAGAUACUACGAAAAAGAAGAGCAGGAAAACUGCCGGGUGAUACCACGUCAGUCUUGAAAGCAUGGUGGCAGUCACAUGCCAAAUGGCCUUAUCCUACAGAGGAAGAUAAGGCGAGGCUGGUACAGGAAACUGGUUUGCAACUAAAACAGAUAAACAACUGGUUCAUCAACCAAAGAAAAAGGAAUUGGCACAGCAAUCCUUCUUCUUCUUCUACUCCGAAAAGCAAGCGAAAGAGUGGCACAGGUGAUAAAACUGCUAAUGAGCGAUUCUCGUGAAGAACUCGUCUCACUCUCAAAGUUGAGCUACAGACACAUAUAUUCUCCGUCGUGUUGAUCAGAAACCACACCAUAUCAACAGCUAUGCGCAGUUAUGAACAAGAGAGGGGAAGGACUGGUGUGGCCGUAUUAGGGUAAUUUUAGGCAUGGGAUGAGAGGCGAAAUCCCUUAAUGGCUUAUAUAUUGCUUGAAAACAUAUGAAUUGUUGCCUUGUAUAUCAGCUGUGGUGUUUUAUACCUAGACUUACACGAGUAGGAUCCUUGAAAAGUUGUCUUGUUUUUUUUUUUUGUAUCGAUUGCCACAACACAGUCCUUUCCGUGUUUUUGUGUAUAAAUUUGGUGGUGCUUAUGAGUA